AUGGAGUGGCGCCGGACAUCCCAGCAGACCAGACGUCCCAGGGUCUUCAUACAGCACCUGACCGCAAUGGGCAGCUUGGACAGGUCCGAGUCAAUUCUCGAUUUUUCUGCAAAGUGGAUGAAGAGGUCUAACCUUCCAGAUGUCACGGAAAGGAAACUCUUCGAGUGCCGAUGGUGGUGUAUGAGACUGGCGAGAGCUCGCCACUACACCCAAAUGUUUCCGGAAAGUGAUGGCUGCGAUAUCGUGCAAGCAAACCUUCGAAACUUGUUUGUGCACUGCCACGACGUGGACGAAUCUGUGCGUCGGUCCGCGCACCAUCUUAUUCUGAACCACGCAGGCCUUGGCAGCCACCCAUCUGUGCAGCGACUGAUUGCGGAUGCCAUGCUGGGCUUAAUGGCAGACCGGCUACCAGAGACCGCUGAAAUUAGCGAAGAGAACUCGAUCCAGGUAUUGCGAUGUUCAUUGCCUCUUCCAUGGGUUUUGCGUACACUGACGAAGUCUCAGCGUCAGAAAUGGGUGUCCUUGCUUGUCAGACUCCUGGAUCCGAAGUCAUACCAGAGCACACUGAUUGAGCACCUCACGCUCCUAUGGCGGGCUGAUGACGAUCCCAGACGAAGCUACGCAGAAGCAGACCAUCAGCUGCAUGCUUUGUCACAGCUUUCCAGCCGUGAAGUGAAGGGAGCGCUGUUCAGACUCCGCAUGUGCUGA
This is a messenger RNA of Symbiodinium sp. CCMP2456, 708 nucleotides long. The record is from the annotation of a GenBank genome assembly. NCBI's taxonomy places the organism in Eukaryota, Dinophyceae, Suessiales, Symbiodiniaceae.